AUGCAAGCUUGCGAUCGCUGUUACCGUCGCAAGUCAAAAUGCGACAAAUCCAUUCCUACCUGCGGCCAAUGCCAGAGAGCACGCGCGCCCUGUCACUACGUGGAUCGGACUCGGGAGCCGACUGUCCGUCGUGAAGUCUUCGACCGGCUUGAACGACGCUUACGACAAAUGGAGGCCAAGAAUCGCGCCUUAUCAUCGCAGUUGGUUUCGUCUCAGGCAUCCCAGCGGAGUGAAUUUGCCCAUGAACGAGCUCAAGAUUCUCAGCCACUAGCGCAGAGCCCCGACGCGACUCCGUUCCCUUUUGACCGCAGCGAAGUUGCCGAUGAGGUAUCCUUUUUGUCGCGACAGGCUGGUGGUGAUGGCCAAUAUUUGGGCUUUGCCAGUGGGGUUAUAUUUGCAGAUCUUGUUCAGGGCGUUGCUUCGUUGCAUUCGCCCGUUCAGCGUGGACAGUCGUCCACCCAUCGGACAUCUUUGCGAUCUCUAACGGCCCCACAGCCUACCUCCUCGUUAUCACUCGCACAGGAGACUUUACCACCAGAAAGAGUGGCUCGACAUCUACACGAAGCAUAUCUCAGCCAUGAUCACCUUUGCUUUCCAUUCCUCAACCGCCACUCUGUGCUCUCAAACCUUGACCGCAUUUACGCCGAUGGCACUGUUCUCGAAAGAGAUGCUGGAAUGUCAUUGAUCUUCUACAUGAUACUUGCCAUAGCAAUGGCUAGCGCUCAUAAGUGUGAGUGGCAGUCUUUGCCGGAAAGUGAGAACUUCCAGGCUCGUGCCAUGGCACGGGUGAACGAAGUCUUGCAGCGUACCGACAUUAAAGCGCUGCAAGCUGUACUUCUUCUAUGUCAGUAUAGAAUGACAAGUUCCGCGGAAGAAACUUCGGCGAGCUUAUGGCACAUGGUGGGGAUUGCUGCUCGGAUGUGUUUUGAAUUGGGGCUCCAUCGUAACCAAACUUACCGUGCCUUGACAAUGCCUCACGCUAGCAAUAGCGAGCUUCUAGCGGAGAGUGAGACUCGUCGACGAUGCUUUUGGUCUGUUGUCGAUAUGGAUAGAGUUGUCAGUAUUACCUUGGGCCGGCCGCUAGCCAUUCAUCUUGAAGAUGUAGAUACCGCUCUUCCAGAUCCAGAUAUUGACGAAUCGAGUGACAUGGACGUGGAAAAACCUGAAGGAACCCCAUCACCAACGGCAAUCUUCAAUCAUCUCACUCGGUAUCGGAUACUCAGCGGCAAAGUCAUGGUCUCACUUCACAGCCCCCGCGGGCAGACUCACGAUGAGACAUCUACUGGAACAACACGCUUGGCAUUGACGCAAGAACAACGCGCCAGUCUCAGCUAUUUGUCACCCGAGUGGUAUGAGCUGCUAUACUACAACACGCUGCUUAUGCUUUAUCGACCAUCGCCGGCGCUGUCUAGCAUUCCUGCUCGCGCGCCUGUCGUACUCCAGCCUAUAUUUGAUGCAUCGAGAGAAGCUAUCUCUCGAUAUGCAAUGUUGCACACAUCCCAACGCAUCAAUUAUACCUGGAUCACUCUACACGCGGUUUUUAUGGCCGGCCUAUCCUAUAUCUAUGCCGUGAGCCGCCAUUUCCGCGCACGUCGCGCAAGCCCAGAUAUUGCUAGUUCUGCCGGGACUCUUACAGUCGACCCAACGAUACUUGAAGUGGUCAACACCUGCCGAUCUUGCUCGAUCGUACUGGUAGCAGUUUCAGAGCGCUGGGCUACACCGCGUCAUUGCCAUAAGGUGUUUGAUCGUCUCGGUGACGCUGUUCUCGCCGAUGUCAUUUCGUUCUUCACUAAGUCACGGUCGGCUGGUCCACUGAUACCGGCUAUUCAACAAAAUCUACCGUCGUAUCCAUUAGCCGCGCCUCAGGCAGAGACACAACUUUCCGUCUUUGACCCCAGUGUUCAUCUAGCCCCCAUGCAAGAUUGUUCUCCUUCUGUAAUAGGAGUGGAUUCAGUGCUCCGAGAUUGCUUCGAAGACUUGCAGCAUUUUCAUGAUGCAAAUGGAGGUGACGGGCCAAUUCAACAACUUUCUCAAGAUUGGCUACAUGAAAUCGGAGGUAUGGCUUUAGAUGCGGUGCAUUUAUGGGGAGAAUGA
Penicillium manginii is the source of this 2094-nucleotide messenger RNA. RefSeq lists its product as uncharacterized. Gene Ontology annotation, biological process: DNA-templated transcription; positive regulation of transcription by RNA polymerase II. Bases 1 to 2094 code for a protein of 697 amino acids. NCBI's taxonomy places the organism in Eukaryota, Fungi, Ascomycota, Eurotiomycetes, Eurotiales, Aspergillaceae. The record is from RefSeq and is a predicted model, not a curated record. The transcript has 3 exons. Gene Ontology annotation, molecular function: DNA-binding transcription factor activity, RNA polymerase II-specific; sequence-specific DNA binding; zinc ion binding.